This is a messenger RNA of Gossypium raimondii (Peruvian cotton), 1889 nucleotides long. Its product is annotated as methyltransferase FGSG_00040. The transcript has a single exon. The record is from RefSeq and is a predicted model, not a curated record. Gene Ontology annotation, molecular function: protein binding. The coding region runs from base 123 to 1721 and encodes 532 amino acids. NCBI's taxonomy places the organism in Eukaryota, Viridiplantae, Streptophyta, Magnoliopsida, Malvales, Malvaceae.
GGAAAAAAAAAGCCCAAAAUGAUAUGACCGUUACAUAAUUCAUUACUCUCCUCAAAAUUUAAAACCAGCAAGCAGAAGCAAAAAAAAACAAUACACACAAACAAUCAAAAGGGGAUAUAGCCAUGUCCGGCGCUGAAGAGCAAAUGCAGCAGCUCAGAUCAAAAGCCACUGAGCUUCUCCUCAGAGAAGAAUGGCGAGAUUCCAUUCAACUUUACUCAGAGUUGAUCGACCUUUGCCAAUCCCAAAUUUCAAACACCCAUCAACAUUCUGACCCUGAUCAUCUCUCCAAGCUCCACAAAUCCCUCUGUGUUGCCUUCUCCAACCGAGCUGAGGCAAGGUCAAAGCUCCAACAUUUCACCCAAGCUCUUAAUGACUGCGACCAAGCACUUCAAAUUGAAGCUACCCAUUUCAAGACAUUGAUUUGCAAAGGUAAGAUCUUGCUUUGUUUGAACAGAUAUUUCAAUGCUUUGGACUGCUUCAAAGCCGCCCUCUUUGAUCCUCAGGGUAAUGGGAAUCUCGAUAUUGUUAAUGGGUAUUUAGAGAAAUGUAAAAAGCUUGAGUUUCAAUCUAGGACCGGAAGUUUCGAUCUUUCUGAUUGGGUCCUUAAUGGGUUCCGAGGAAAACCUCUAGAACUUGCUGAAUAUAUCGGUCCAGUGAAGGUUAACAGGUCUGAGAUUAGUGGGCGUGGCUUGUUUGCAACAAAGAAUAUUGAUACUGGGACUUUGGUUUUAGUCACUAAGGCAAUUGCAAUUGAAAGGGGUAUACUGGGUGGUCAAGAUUCAGCUGAAAAUGCACAGCUUGUUAUGUGGAAGAAUUUUAUAGAUAAAGUGAAGGAAGCUGUCACUAGAUGCCAAAGAACACAGCUUCUGAUUGAUAUGCUAUCCACAGGUGAAAAUGAAGCGGGGCUUGAAGUUCCUGAUAUGAGUAUCUUCAGACCUGAGAUUGAAGAAAAUGGAUGUUCAAAUGAUCAGAAGCUUGAUAUGGAUAAGAUAUUAAGCAUAUUGGAUGUCAAUUCUCUUGUGGAAGAGGCAGUUUCAGCUAAAGUGCUGGGGAAAAACAGUGAUUUUUACGGUGUUGGGUUAUGGAUACUAGUUUCCUUCAUCAAUCAUUCAUGCAAUCCAAAUGCAAGACGUUUGCAUGUAGGGGACUAUGUUAUUGUUCAUGCUUCUAGGGAUGUCAAGGCUGGUGAAGAGAUCACUUUCAUGUAUUUUGAUGCACUUUCUCCAUUGGAAAAGCGUGUGGAAAUGUCUUUGUCAUGGGGAUUUAACUGCAGAUGUAGCCGAUGCAAGUUCGAGGAAGCUGUUUGUUCCAAGCAAGAGUUGAGGGAGAUUGAGAUAGGCCUUGAGAAAGGGGUAGAUGUAGGGGGUGCAGUUUAUAGGUUGGAGGAAGGUAUGAAGAGAUGGGCAGUGAGGGGAAAAGGGAAGGGCUACUUAAGGGCCUCAUUUUGGGCUGCGUAUGCUGAGGUAUAUGGUUCAGACAGGUCAAUGAAACGGUGGGGCAGGCGGAUUCCAGCAAUGGAGACUGUUGUGGAUAGUGUGGUAGAAGUCAUGGGAAGUGAUGAGAGACUGUUGAAGGUUGUUGUAGAAGGACUGAAGAAGAGUGGUGGUGUUGUGGAAUUUGAGAGAGCAAUGAAGUUGGGAAGAGGGUUUUAUGGCAAAGUAAUCAAAAAACAAGCAUUGAGGACCCUUCUUGAGAUUGGCAUUAAUGAUAAAGGCUAUUAGCUAAAUAGCCAUAGGAAAAACAAUCCUAUUGAUUUUUUUAUUUUUAUUUAUUGCGUGCUUAUUGCCUUGCUACCUUUGAUGUUACAAUGAUUGGCACCCUCAAGGUUGAUGUAACUGACAAAUCUUGUUGCAAUAAACUAGACCGUUUAUCUGGUCAGGAUUAGCAAA